ACAUGUUACUAGAUUGGCUAACCUGUUUGCCAGUUUUUGUUGAUUUAGAUUAUUUGUAUGAGAAUACAUUCCAGUUAUCAGAGUAAAUUGAUACAAAAGGGAAAAAUAGUACAAAACAAAAGCUUACAAUGGCCCAUGCACAGUUUUUGGAUGAAAUGAUAAGGGAAUAUUUAUUGUAUAAAGGAUUUGGAUCGACAUUAAAAGCAUUUGAUGCAGAACUGAAAGCUGAUAAAAUGAAAAGUUUUAGAGUUGACAAAAUAGUUGAUCAACUAAUAUAUUUUAUAAACAAUUAUGAUCUUAUUUCACUUAGGGAUUUGUGGGGUCAUUUGAAUAGACAUUUGUUUUCUAAAUUGGAGAGUCAUUAUUUACCUAGUGUACGUAAGCUGGAAAAUGCGGUGUUGAAAAUGUUCUUGAUAAAUACAGUAUUUAAUAGUAAACCCGAUAAAAUGAAUGAAUUUUUUGUCAAAAUGACUCCAGAACUACAAAACCAAGCAGAAUGGAAAGAUUGGUUUGUAUUACCAUAUAUAAAAAAUCCAGAAGAAAAUCCAACAUUUUCUUUACAUUUUACAAAACAAUGGCAAGAUACUCUUUGGGUUUCAGUUCAUAAUUUCUUGGCCACAAUAAUACAGUUCAUGCCAAUCCCCACGUUAAUGCAUUUUGAAGAUGAUGCUACUAGAAUAAGUAAACUGGAAGAAAGAAACGAAUCUCUUAAAAAACGACUGAUAUUAUUACUUGAUAGAGGACCUCAAUCUAGUGUCACUCCAUGUCAAGUAGAGCCCCCUCAACACUUGUUAGACGACUUCUAUGUUAUAGCACAAGAAAAUAAUUUAGGUGAAAGUCAAGCUAGAAGCUUAAGAAGUAUUAUAAAGAAUAUGAGUAGCAGUGCAAGUCCAAUUUUAGGUAGAAAAGAAAGCGCAUUGGGAAAGAGACGAGAAAGGAAAUAAAAUUGUUUAACUUACCUUAUGAUUUUCCAGACAUGAUUAGUUCCAAAAAAUUUUAUCCAUAUUUAUUUACCUUAGAUAUUAGAACUGGUCAGUAUUAGUGAAUAUAAAAUUGGAUUAAUUGUCAAUUUCACCCCAAUUUGUUGCAAUAAUUAACCCUUAAAUCCAUGAUUUUUUGUUUCUUUUUGUGAAAUUAUGAAAACAAUUUGAAAACGGCCAAUAUAAUAAAGAAAAAAUAAUGAAAAAAA
This is a messenger RNA of Diorhabda carinulata, 1189 nucleotides long. Its product is annotated as WD repeat-containing protein 91. Bases 129 to 944 code for a protein of 271 amino acids. Gene Ontology annotation, biological process: early endosome to late endosome transport. Gene Ontology annotation, molecular function: phosphatidylinositol 3-kinase regulator activity; protein binding. Lineage: Eukaryota; Metazoa; Arthropoda; Insecta; Coleoptera; Chrysomelidae. The record is from RefSeq and is a predicted model, not a curated record. Gene Ontology annotation, cellular component: early endosome membrane; late endosome membrane; extrinsic component of endosome membrane. The transcript is spliced from 4 exons.